Penicillium subrubescens is the source of this 6282-nucleotide messenger RNA. It is a transcript of the gene sidD, whose product is annotated as nonribosomal peptide synthase SidD. The record is from RefSeq and is a predicted model, not a curated record. Gene Ontology annotation, molecular function: catalytic activity; phosphopantetheine binding. Gene Ontology annotation, cellular component: cytoplasm. Gene Ontology annotation, biological process: amino acid activation for nonribosomal peptide biosynthetic process; secondary metabolite biosynthetic process. Lineage: Eukaryota; Fungi; Ascomycota; Eurotiomycetes; Eurotiales; Aspergillaceae. The transcript has 2 exons. Bases 1 to 6282 code for a protein of 2093 amino acids.
AUGGGCUUCAUACACAUUGACGAUUUACCGAGCCAGUAUGAGCAACCGAGCGAGAGCGCUGUGGUACAGGCUAAGGACCAGCUAAAUAGUACCGGCGCUAGAUCAUUUAAGGUCGCGGGGCUUGUCUCUGAUCAAGUGUCCACGCCAACAUGCAUGAAGGAAGAGAUUGUGCUUUUGUCCUGGCUCAUAGUUCUUCUGCGAACCAGAGAAGAUGGACGUGUUAGCUAUGAGUGGGCAUAUCAGAGCCAGGGAGAUUCAUCAAAUGGUGGAGGGGCAAACAAGCUUUCGACCGACGAAGUACUCCCUAACUUGCAAGAUAAUGUGGGAGAGACCCUGACUUCGAUUUCUCGUCACAUUGAGAAUGCGAAGGGAAGCCUGAAAACAGCAGGAUCCAGGGCUUCAUCACUUCUGCUAAGCACUGGUUCUCUGUCAGAGUGCUCGGAUGGCACUAAUAACGAUGGUGUGCUCAAGAUUCAAGUUUCCGUGCAGAAUGGAGACCUCAAUAUCUGUCCUCUGUGGCAUUCUGAAAAUAUUCUGCCAUAUACAAUCACCCGACACAUUGAAUCGCUAGUUGAUACAAUUGAAAUGUGUAUCUCUAGCCCCGAGAAAGCUGUCGAGGGGUGUCUUCGUGCGACAAUGCAUGAUCUUGAUACAUUAUGGAGCUGGAAUAAUGAGCUUCCACCAACAUAUGACUUCUGUAUGCACGAGAUGAUCUCAGAGCGUGCCCGAGAAUUCCCCGACAAAGAGGCUAUUCUAUCCUGGGAUGGUGCUUUAACAUACAGCGAGAUCGAUCGCUACUCAACAGUGCUCGCGUCUACGCUUCGCGAAGCGGGGGUCGUACUCCAUGACUUCAUACCUCUUUGCUUUGAGAAGUCAAGGUGGACGAUCGUCGCUGUACUUGCCGUGAUGAAGGCCGGUGGAACUAUUGUGCUCAUGGAUCCCACGCUACCACUCGCCCGGCUUCAGAACAUGGCUAAGCAGGUGAAUGCAAAGACAAUGGUGUCAUCUGGAAACCAAAAGGUCUUGGCAUCGUCUAUUCUACCAGACGGACAGAGAUUUAUCGUGGAAGCAGACACCUUUUCGCAUAUCUCGACUUCUCAAGUGUUACCUGAGCUUCCACCUGUACCGGCUUCAGCCUUGAUGUACAUCAUUUUCACGUCUGGAAGUACAGGCACACCCAAGGGCGUCAAAAUUUCCCACAGCACCUAUACCAGUAGUGCCAUUCCACGAGCGAAAGCAGUGGGAUACACAAGCACUUCCCGAGUUCUCGACUUUGCGUCAUACGCCUUUGAUGUCAGCAUUGACAGUAUGCUGCUGACUUUGGGGAAUGGUGGCUGCCUUUGUAUUCCCUCAGAUGAGGAUCGGUUGAAUGACAUUAACGAAGUCAUUCGGAAGAUGAGAAUCAACUACGCUGGUAUCACUCCUUCUAUGGCUCGAAUUUUGGAUGCAGAUGUUAUCAAAUCGCUGGAUAUCCUGGGUCUGGGUGGCGAAGCUGCUUCAGCAAGAGAUGUGACUGUCUGGGGUCAAGAUACCAGAAUUGUCAUCGGGUACGGUCCCUGCGAAUGUACCAUCGGAUGUACUAUCAACAGCAGUGCUGCGACUGGCAGAGACUAUAUUUCCAUCGGACCUGGCAAUGGUGCGGCUAUGUGGAUCGUCGACCCCAAUGAUCAUGAAGUAUUGAUGCCGGUUGGAGCCGUUGGUGAGCUUCUUGUUGAAGGUCCCAUCGUUGGACAGGGCUAUUUGAACGACCCCGACAAGACUGCAGCUGCAUUCAUUCAUGACCCCUCAUGGCUUGUGGCUGGUCACAAGGGAUACGCUGGCAGGCAGGGUCGUCUGUACAAGACCGGAGAUCUCGGUGUAUAUGAUCCCGAUGGCUCUGGAGGCAUCGUGUUCGUAGGUCGCAAGGAUACCCAAGUCAAGCUACGCGGGCAGCGUGUGGAACUCGGAGAAAUUGAAAGUCAACUCAAUGCCAGACUGCCCUCGGAAGCAACCGUGAUUGCUGAGGUUAUUGUACCCCAAGGAGCUGGGGGUCAAUCUACUCUUGUUGCGUUUGUUUCCUUCAAAUCAGCCAAGGGACAAGAGCACCUGGGAAUUCAGUCAGCCGAGCUCGCUCCUGAACAAAGCCAAUCCCUGUCCGAUGCCAAUGCAGAUAUAUCAAAGGUCCUGCCUCGGUACAUGGUUCCAACGGCUUAUAUUCCCGUCAAUUACAUUCCCACGUUGAUCUCGGGAAAGACCGACCGCAAGCGACUUCGCCAAUUCGGUACUACCGUCGACUUGCGAGAGCUGGACCAACGCACUGGGAACGCCGUCUCUCGGGAAUUGACCGAACUUGAGCAACGCCUAAGACAAGCAUGGGGCGUGGCAUUGAAACUGGAGGCGGAGAACAUCCGGCUUGAGGAUAACUUCUUUGCGCUCGGUGGCGACUCAUUGGCUGCAAUGCGUCUUGUUUCCAUCUGCAGAGACCAAGGCCUUGAUCUCUCUGUGACUAGCACUUUCGGCAACCCUACCCUUUCGGCCAUGGCUGAAGUUGUCAAGAUUUGUGACGGGCAAGUCCGAUCUGAAGUUGCUGCGUUCUCUAUGAUCACUCAAGCCGUUGAAAGUGCAUCCAUCGAGGCGUCACAGGCCUGUGGGGUUGAUCGAGAUGCUGUUGAGGAUAUCUACCCGUCUACGCCAACGCAAGAAUCUCUGUUCACCUUCUCGCUCAAAUCGGUCAAAGCAUAUGUUGCUCAAAGAGUUGCUUGCAUUCCAACACACGUUAGUCUCGAUACCUGGAAGAAAGCAUGGGAAGACGUGAUUGAGGCAAGCCCAAUCCUGCGCAGCCGCUUGGUUCAACUUCAAGACCCAGGCCUUCAGCAAGUGGUGCUGAAAGUAGGCGUCGAUUGGAAGCACUCCACCAACCUUGACCAAUACCUCGAAGAUGAUCGCAGUGAAAAGAUGCAGCUUGGACAGAAUCUCGCCCGAUAUGCUAUUGUUGACAAUUCCAUCGAUGGUAAGCGUUACAUGGUUUGGACGGUACACCACGUUCUUUAUGAUGGAUGGUCGGAGCCUGUCAUUCUUGAAAAGGUUCGCAAUGCGUUGGGGUGUCAAAAGAUUGAGAUGCAGGCACAUAUGAAGGACUUUGUAAAGUUUGUGCGGGAUACCGAUGAAGUCGCCAUGCAUGAUUUCUGGCGACAGGAGUUGAACGGUGCUGUUGGACCCCAGUUCCCGCGCCUCCCAUACCGAGACUAUUUGCCUACUCCCAACGGCUUGGUUGAGCGUAUAAUUCCCUUUGAGGCUGGUGCUGGGUCACCUUUUACGCUGGCCACUUUCAUUCGGGGUGCGUGGGCUCUUGUCGCAUCUCAAUACACGCGCAGUGACGACGUGGUGUUUGGAGAGACGCUCACUGGUCGUGACAUUUCGCUUCCGGGAGUUGAAGGCAUUGUUGGCCCGCUCAUUGCAACCGUCCCAAUUCGCAUUCAUGUCAGUCGCAACAGCACUGUAGAGUUAUAUCUGCAGGCUGUGCAGCAGGGUAUCCUUGCACGGACUCCCUACCAGCACAUGGGAAUGCAGAACAUCCGAAAGGUCAGCCGCGAUGCUCAGCAUGCAUGCGAAGCUGGCACUGGUCUGGUAGUUCAGCCGGAGCCGGAGUACGAAGGCAGCGACCUUGGCUUCGAAUAUGGCGAUGUUGUCCGCGAGGCCCUUCACUUCAAUCCUUAUCCCCUCAUGCUGGCUUGCGGUAUCCGGAAAGGGGGCUUCAGAGUCUGUGCAAGCUUUGACAGCGGUUUAGUCAGUGUGUCACAAAUGGAGCGAGUUCUGGCUCAGCUUGAAGUGGCUUGCUCCCAGCUGGCAAAGGACCUUUCCAGGAAGGUUGAUGAGAUAUCUUGCCUCCCCGAGGAAGAGUUGACACAAAUCUGGCGACACAAUCAGACUGCUCCUUUGUCCCGGGAUGAAGCAUCAGGAAAGCUUCGAGCCAGGGAAGAUAUUAAGCAAGGAUCAGUGUACCCUCCAUCGGUAGUCCACUGGGUAUGUGAUCCACGAAAUCCCUCGCUGUUGUCACCCAUUGGUUGCCCCGGUGAGCUUUGGUUGGAAGGGGCCUGCCUUUCAGGCGAGACUGCGGAGUCCCCAGCGUGGCUCCUAGCUGGAAGCUCGGAGGUUACUGGUCGAUCAGGAAAUAUGCAACCAACUGGCGACAUUGUUCAACAACAAGAAGAUGGCAGCCUGGUGUUUGUCGGUCGCAAAGAAAAUAUUGUCCCAGUGCAGGGACAUGCGGUGGAUAUCGCGGAUCUUGAAACUCAUUUCUCAAGAUACCUCCCAUCCUCAAUCCGCGCGGCUGCAGCCGCCUUCCAGUCAUCGCAGGGCGAGUCAGACCAGGUAUCAGAGCUGCAGCUGGCCGUGUUUGUGGAAAGCCAGCCUUCCGAGGGCGACAAUGUGGAGCUCAUCCUGGAGAACCAUGAUAUUGUCUGGGACGCUUCGGAUCCGCAGAGCCUGAAGACGACUGUUUGCGCUUCAGCACCUGUCGUCCUCGUCGUAGCACUGAAGCGACUCGACAAAUUCUUCAGAGAUUCACUCCCCACUCACAUGAUGCCUUCUGUUUACAUUGUGGUUGAUAAGUUGCCGACGAACCAUAACCUGUUGAACCAGCUUGCCUCGAAGAUCCCGGGUCCAGUGCUUGACCAGGUACACGAAGGCCUACAAGAGGCAUGGAAGAAAAGCUUGGCCCAAGCAAGUUUGACUGGCCCCGAGAAUAUUUUGCGAUCAUCCUGGGCCAAGAUUCUAGGAAUGCAGGCAGACCAAAUCGACGUCGACGACAAUUUCUUCCGUCUCGGUGGUGACUCCGUUCUGGCGAUGAAGCUAGUUUCUAGUCUUCGUGCCCAAGGCCAUUCCUUGACCGUCGCAGAUAUCUUCCAGCAUAUGCGUCUGGGCGAUGCGGCGAAGAAGCUGAAAGUGGGACAAUCACCACAGGCCAAAGUCCAGCCUUACAAGCCAUUCUCUGUCUUGGGAUCGAUUGACGUUCAGCAAUUCCUUUCUGAGGUUAUUCAGCCGAAGCUUGCUCAUCCAACUUUGUCUGUUCAAGAUGUCUACCCUGUCACAGAUACCCAAGCACUUGAUGUUCGUGGAACCAUUCAAAUCCCCCGGACCUCCAUUCAGUAUAACAUGUUGCAUUUCGACAGUGGCAUCGAUCGUCAAAGAUUGUUCCAGGCUUGUAGGGAUCUCGUUAAGACCCACGACAUUCUUCGGACUGUGUUUAUCGAAGAAAACGGCACUAUUUUCCAAGUUGUCUUGAACGAACUGGAGGUUGCUUUGACCACGCACCUGGCGGAUCAAGAUAUUGAUUCAUUUGUCAAGGAUCUCUGCGCUGAGGAUGCUAAUUCAGACUUCCAACUUGGCUCGCCAUUCUUCAAGUUCAUCCACGUUGCAGGUGAUGAUAGCAAGGAAUGCCUCAUCUUGGGCAUAUCCCACGCUCUAUAUGAUGGGAUGUCGCUCCCUAAGCUGCUUCAAGAUUUGGAGGCACUGUAUAUUGGGAAGACAGUCGUCGACUAUGAGCCUUUCUCCUCGUACAUUGCCCGUGUCCGCGACAUCCGCUUCCAAACAAAAUCUCUUGGCUAUUGGAGUACUUUACUCGAUGGCUCAUCUUUGUCUCUCCUGGAUGGAACAUCUUAUCAGCCAGGAGACAAGGGUGUGUUCAAAUCUAAGCCCGUUGAAUCAUGCCAACCCCUGGAGGACAUUACAACUGCAAACUUGUUGACUGCAGCAUGGGCUCUGCUCUUGGCUCGUCGCCUCAGCAAGACUGAUGUGACUUUUGGGGGCGUUACAUCCGGCCGCAUGAUUGAUGUUGCCAACGUGGAAAAUGUCGUGGGCCCAUGCUACCAGCUCACCCCCAUCCGCGUUCAGUUCCAGGCAGAAUGGACAGCGUUGAAUCUUCUGCAAUUUGUUCAAAAGCAGAGUGCCGAAUCUGCGGCCCACGAUUUCCUUGGGUUCGAGAAAAUUGCCAAGCAGUGCACUUCAUGGCCAUCCAACACACAAUCGUUUGACUCCAUUGUUCACCAUCAAGACUUUGAUGACUUUGACACUAUGCCUUUUGCGGAAGGAUCUUGCAGAGUUGAGAUCUCCAAUCCUCAUGGCGAUGCCCCGUAUCCCUUCAAGGUGGUCUCUUUUGUGCGAGGUGGUAAAGUGCAUGUCGGAGCCGUUGGGGCUGAAAGGGACUCAGCCCUGGUUGAUGAAAUCUUGGAUGAUCUGGCUGCAACUGUUGCUGACCUGUCGAAUGGCUCUGAAGCAGUCUUGCUUGAUGAGAAGGUGUUUUAG